AUGUUUGACUCUUCUGUUGGACCCGCCAUUCCGCAGAGAAGGUCAGCGAGGACCGUUUUGAGCCCUAAGUCCAGACAAGAACAACGAAGACGUUCUCUUCCUACUGCUUCUCACCGGGAUGCUAAACGACGAACAUCGAACCGCGUUGUUGUCAAGCCUGCAUCAACAGAAGUGAUAUCGUCCUUAAUAGAGACCCUGUCUGCGAUCUCCUCGCCAGCGGAACACCACCUCGACUCCCUGCCCAGCAUAGCUAGUUCCCACUCAACACCAGCCUCGCCACGUCCAUGGCAAGCGGGAUUUCCUCUAUUCACCGGACCCAGCAGCGGUGCUCCUCAAGGCGACUCAAUGCGACCAUCUCUCUCUGGAUCGGGAACAGACUUCGAUGCACAAAAGAGACCUCACGGGGUGCACGAUAAUUACUUCCUACAUCCCGACCGCUCGUCAAUUAGAAGUUGGUCGCCUAGGCGCAUCUCAUCGGACAAAUCCUUACGAGAGUAUGCGAAGGAACCGACGGAUCUCUUUGAUUUGGGAGGAGCAUAUAGUAUUGGGAAUCUAAGCAUCGAGCCAAAGCCUUCAACCACAACAAUCGACUCCGACAGAAGUGAAGGCCGGAAGGGUCUUAAUAGUUUUGCAAGUUUCAGGAACUUGGGCUUGAAGGCUUCCAGGGACUCGUUGCCUGGGUCCAACGGCCUCGUUGUCCUGAAGCCUAGGUCGGAAGCGAAGCGCACUCGCGAGAGACUUAUAAUAAGGGAUACACCUCCAGGAUCACCCGGACCAGAUCAGCUGUUUGUGUCGAAACGAGGCACCGGCGAUCGGGUGGCGGUAGAGCCUCCCAAUAUACCGACUCGAGCAUCAUCCGUGCAGUCUAACGGGUCUCCGGGAAGGUUGUACGGGAAUCCGGAGGAAAUGGAUGGCGAGCCCAGCGGCAGCAAAAAAAGAUACAGCAUACCGAACGAAGACAGCAUCCCUACCCGGAGUUCAUCCAUACGCCAUAGCCUGCGAUUGAGCCCAUCACGUCAUAGUAGGAGAUCUCAGCUAUCUGAGAGUAGCAGUGGUAUGGAGCCCAGCAAGUCGGUAUUAGAAAACCCGCCUAAUAUCCCAGAGCAGACGCUUCAGGAAGUGCCUGAUGAGCUGGGAGAGGAUUCAGUAAAUCGCAGAAUCAAAGAGCUCAAGGACCAGAAACUUGAAAGAGAGCGAAGCUCAAUGGAGAGCCCAACGGAAUUCUUCUCGGCCCCGCAGACACCAAAUCGGAGUCUUGCGCCUUCUCCAGGUCCGGUCGCUCCCCAACCAACAUCUAUCAGUGCCCUGCUACUGGAACAAAAGACCGAUGCAGUCGAGGUCCCAGAACCCAAGCUUAUGGACGAUACUGAGAGAAGCGCCCCUGCGCCGGCAAUCGCGCAGAGGAUCAGUAGACAUAAUGGAGUGCGAGCCAGCUCCGUGGAAGCCAAGCCAGCUACCGUAACAGAUUCUUCAAUCACUUCAAGAGAUGGUGACAAAAGGCCAUCAUUUGCUUUGCCACAGAGGUCCAAUUCUCGUCUAUUGAAGCGCUUCUCUCGGCCCAUGAGUCCCGCACCUGCGGAGAAACGGAGGACAGUUUCCAGUAACUUAUUGGAGACCAAGCGCAAUACGUCUUACCAGAUUGAUGAAGCUGAUCUAGUAAGUGAUGCCGUCAACGAGUAUCUUCUGUCUUCCAGGUUGUCCCAAAAGAUAAGCGAUCCGCAGACAGGGCGGGUAAUAUCCUUUUCUGAAGUUGGGGAUCCUGAAGGCUCAGUGAUCUUCUGUUGCGUUGGAAUGGGUCUGACUAGAUUCGUCACGGUUUUCUACGAUGAGUUGGCAUCUACACUGAAGCUUCGACUUGUGACACCUGAUCGUCCCGGCGUAGGAGGCAGCGAUCCUCACACAGAUGGGCUGGAUACACCGUUGGGCUGGCCCGAUGAUGUGCGUGCCAUUUGCCAGCAUUUGAAAAUUACGAAAUUUUCAAUCUUGGCCCAUUCUGCGGGUGCAGUAUAUGCUCUAGCUACCGCACUGCGGAUGCCUCAACAUAUCCGUUGCCGAGUACAUCUACUCGCUCCGUGGAUUCCGCCAUCUCAAAUGUAUACCAUCGGCGCUCAGCAGGAGCCUUCGCCAGCAAAGUCUCUUCCUUACUCGCAGCGUUUCCUGCGGUCUUUACCCACGACCUUUCUUAAAGCUGCAAACUUGAGUUUUCUCAACGCUACGAGCGCAAGUGUCACCACCACCCUCCCCAAAUCACCUCGUCGCUCCAAGCGCAAGAGUUUCAUUUGGGGUGGAGCAGCGGUGCCUGAUAUCCAGGAAGCUGCAAAUGGUGGUGACCGGGAUGCUUCUUUGUCUCCCACACUCUCCAACUGCGAAAUGGCAGACUUCUCCAAAGAGAACCGUCCUUCUAGUCGUCGCGUCUCGAAUUCAACGAAUGGAAGAUCUACCGCUCAAAUUCAAAAAGAACGGCGGUCGAUAUUUGAUGCUCGACUGACAGAAGCUACCUGGGAUGCCGCAACGACUGGGGCCAACCCAGCGGUCGAUUUGCUAGUCUGCCUUGAGCGGCGCCAGUCGAUUGGCUUCAGAUACGUUGAUAUCACGAGGUCUGUGGUCAUUCACCAUGGCAGCAGGGACAGUAGAGUCCCUGUGGACAAUGUCAAGUGGUUGGGCAAAACAAUGAGGAGGUGUGAGGUUCGGGUGUUGGAAGGCGAAGGACAUGGAUUGAUGGCUUCAGCUGGUGUAAUGGGUAGUGUUCUGAUGGAGAUGGCACAAGAAUGGUCUGAUUGGAAUCGAGUUGUCAAAGGAAAGGGAGGUAUGGCGUAUCGCCAGGACUUUGAAGAACGGGUCGCCAUGUCUCGCCCGAUCCCCUUCUCCGAACCCCCGUACCUCUGUGGGUUACCCUCGCCCUACUAUACGCCGUCCCACCUCCGUUGGCAGAAGGCGUGCCGAGCUUUUGUCACCGAAAACCUCCAUCAAUACGCCUUAGACUGGGAGCGUGAGGAGAUCGUUCCUCCUCAUGUCUUCCAGAAGUUUGCGGAUGCAAAUAUGCUCCUCCCGAAUUUAACAGCACCGUUGCCAGUCCAAUGGCUGAAGAGAUUGGGCAUAAAUGACAUACUGGGCGUAGUGAAGGUCGAGGACUGGGACUACAUCCAUACAGCUAUCUUCUGCGAUGAGAUGUCACGGAGUGGGUUGAUGGGGCCUGGAGCGAGUCUAACAACAGGCAUGGCGUUUGGCGUUCCUCCACUACUGAAGUUUGGUAGCCAGGAUCUGCAAGAAAGGUUCAUACCCGAGCUUCUACUGGGGAAGAAGAGGACGUGCAUUGCUAUUACGGAGCCUGGAGCGGGAAGUGAUGUGGCUGGCAUUGAGACUACAGCCGAGAAGACGAAGGAUGGAAAACAUUAUGUGGUAAAUGGGACGAAGAAGUGGAUCACAAACGGGAUAUGGUCGCACUACUGCACUAUGGCUGUUCGUACUUCUGGGCCUGGCCCUGCAGGUCUGUCUCUUAUUGUGGUUCCUCUCCUUGAUUACCCUGGCGUCAGCAUGCGGCGCCUGAAAGUAAGCGGGCAUUUGACUAGCGGGACCACCUUCAUUGAGCUCUCUGAUGUCAAAGUCCCCGUUUCCAAUCUCAUCGGUCAAGAAGGCCAAGGCAUGAAAUACAUCAUGACGAAUUUCAACCACGAGCGCUUGACGAUCGCUAUUGGCGGUACGAGACAGGCAAGGGUGGCACUGAGUGCGGCUUUUGAGUAUUGUCUACAGAGGGAAGCAUUUGGGAAGGUCCUGAUGGAGCAGGCUGUUGUAAGGCAUAGACUUGCGAAAGCCGGGGCGCUAUUGGAGAGUCAAUGGGCCUGGGUGGAGCAAUUCGUCUAUCAGAUGACGAAAAUGAAAAAGGAGGAAGCGGACGUGGAAUUAGGCGGGCUGACGGCCAUGGCGAAAGCACAGGCUGGGAUUGUGCUGGAUGAAUGUGCGAGAUGUGCAGUCAUACUAUUUGGAGGCAAUGGGUUUACCACGACAGGAAGGGGCGAGAUUGCGGAGAGGAUAUACCGCGAUGUGCCCGGUGCGCGUAUCCCAGGUGGUUCAGAGGAUGUGAUGUUGGAUCUGGCAGUACGACAGCUGGUUAAGAACUACACCAACCAGACCAAGCUCAUGGAGCGACCGGGAGGAUCAUCGAAACUUUGA
Messenger RNA from Letharia lupina, 4170 nucleotides. RefSeq lists its product as uncharacterized. Gene Ontology annotation, molecular function: flavin adenine dinucleotide binding; acyl-CoA dehydrogenase activity. The coding region runs from base 1 to 4170 and encodes 1389 amino acids. Lineage: Eukaryota; Fungi; Ascomycota; Lecanoromycetes; Lecanorales; Parmeliaceae. The record is from RefSeq and is a predicted model, not a curated record. The transcript is spliced from 2 exons.